Selaginella moellendorffii is the source of this 1873-nucleotide messenger RNA. Its product is annotated as NAC domain-containing protein 73. The transcript has 6 exons. Gene Ontology annotation, molecular function: DNA binding; DNA-binding transcription factor activity. Bases 241 to 1647 code for a protein of 468 amino acids. NCBI's taxonomy places the organism in Eukaryota, Viridiplantae, Streptophyta, Lycopodiopsida, Selaginellales, Selaginellaceae. Gene Ontology annotation, biological process: regulation of DNA-templated transcription. The record is from RefSeq and is a predicted model, not a curated record.
UUGUCCGAUUCCAUAUUUGUAGGGUUUUGAGAGCGAGGAGGAGCGAGGGCUCUGCCGCGACAAUCGACGCAUCGAUGCUGCAUUCUCCUGCCGGAUCAAUUUCUCGUUGCUGCUCGAUCGUCUGCGCGGUCAGAGAUAGGAAUUUCCUCGCGGCGCUUGCCAGAUUCGCAUUCUCCCCGUUCCUGAGCUUCAUCUUCGAGGCAGCGCUUGGCGAUCGGCGUCUUCCUCCGUGAAAAGAGGAUGACAUGGAUUCAUAGCAGUAGAUUUGCGAAGAAGGUUAGAAACGCUGGAGGGGUCGAGAGGAUUACUCCCGAUGCGCCGGAACACGUCUGCCCGACUUGUAACAAGCCCAUCGACAAUGACAAUGAACUGGCACCACAAGAUUGGACUGGGCUUCCCGCCGGAGUGAAGUUUGAUCCGAAUGACAAAGAAAUUCUGGACCAUCUUGCGGCAAAGAUUGGUCGCGGUGGAAAGCCGCAUGCUCUCAUCGACGAGUUUAUUCCGACUCUGGAAGACGACGAAGGGAUUUGCUCCAAGCAUCCCGAGAAGUUGCCAGGUGUGAAGAGCGAUGGAAGCAGCAGCCAUUUCUUCCACCGGCCGUCCAACGCAUACACCAAAGGCACCCGGAAGCGCCGGAAAGUCCAGACGGACGAUGACGACGAGACCCGAUGGCACAAGACCGGAAAGACAAGGCCCGUGAUGGAGAACGGCGAGGUCAUUGGCUGGAAGAAGAUCAUGGUUCUCUACACGAACUUCAAGAAGAAGUCCAAGCCAAAGAAGACAAACUGGGUGAUCCAUCAGUACCACGUCGGCAUUCACGAAGACGAAAGAGAGGGCGAGCUGGUCAUGUCCAAAGUGUUCUUCCAAACUCAACCUCGAGGCUCUGUGCGCGAGCCGUGCGAAGCAAACGAAGCAGCCGAAGCCAACGAAGGAGCCGAAGUAGCUGAGGCCAACGAUUCGAACGACGUCAACGAAGCCUCGUUCAGCCGCGAGUUGGAGGCGGCCCUCGCUUGCGAGCCCGAGAACGAUGAGUCUGCGAAGGUGGCAAGGACUUGCUCGACGAGCACUCCAGAGGUGGUGAAGCCCUGCUCGACGAGCACUCCAGAGGUGGUGAAGCCCUGCUCGACGAGCACUGCAGAGGUGGUGUGGCCCUGCUCGACGAGCACUCCAGAGGUGCUGAGGCCCUGCUCGACGAGCACUCCAGAGGUGGUGUGGCCCUGCUCGACGAGCACUCCAGAGGUGGUGAGGCCCUGUCCGAGCAGACCGGUGCCGCAGCUGGCGGAGAUGUGCCCAACGAUAGACGGCUACUAUGGAGCGUCAACUUCUGGCAUGUCCCUCGUGAGGUGUCCGACUGCUCAACAGCCUCUUCCACAAACCCCUGCCGAGAGAGUGAUAGAGGAGCUGCUCUGCGACGAAAGUUUCAACAACGUUGCCACCGAGUUCGAGAACCUUAGUAGCCAGGAGAUUCGAGCCUUCACGGAGGUCGCGGGGAUAAGUUGCGAGGAGGAGGACAUCCUGAACUUUAGCAACGAGAUGGACUUCUCCCUUGGGGUUGCACCGGAGAUCACUAGCCAGGAAGUAGCCGACUGGUUCAAGAGCCAGAGCCAGGAACAGGGACUGGAACAGGACUACAGAGCUCCUUUUUGACAGGUUAAGCUCGAAACCAAGAGCUUGUAUAGUUAAAUAAGUAGGACAGAUUCUUUCUCUUCUUCGUCCUCGUCGUUAUUUUAUCAGAGGUUCGUGGCGAUUUUACUUGGCUUCGUUGAGAAAGCCAGCUUUUCUUCCCUCGAAGCCGGGUCGCAUUAGCUUCUUCUCCCUCUGUGGUGUAAACAAGAGAGUCAGAUCAAUCAAUGUAACAAGCUUGCAAACCUUC